Messenger RNA from Anopheles merus, 1200 nucleotides. RefSeq lists its product as uncharacterized. Gene Ontology annotation, cellular component: dendrite; membrane; axon. NCBI's taxonomy places the organism in Eukaryota, Metazoa, Arthropoda, Insecta, Diptera, Culicidae. The record is from RefSeq and is a predicted model, not a curated record. The transcript has 4 exons. Bases 1 to 1200 code for a protein of 399 amino acids. Gene Ontology annotation, biological process: sensory perception of taste.
AUGCUGUUACUGUUUUCCCUCUACUUCAAUCUGCUGCUCAGCUACGCCGCCGGUCUGGUGCCGUUCCGUUACAACUUUCGCAAAAGACGCUUCGACACUUGCAAACCGUUCGUGCCGGUUGCAACCGUACUGCUGCUGCUGUUCGCCGCGGUACAGUACAGGCUCGGCCGGUUGCCGGAACGCAUGAAGAUUCCCAAGGUGGGCAUGCAGGACAUCCUACACGCGGUGGAAAACUUGGUCCUCAACGGGAACUGUGUGCUGAUCGCGGUGCAGCAAUUGCUCUUUCUCGAAACCUACCGGCAGCUUCUUACCGACCUGCUGGCGGGUGUGCGUGCCCUGGCGCGCCGCACCACGGUCGCACUGGGCGAGCAGGUGCAGCUGCUCGCCCAGCUCGUGCUGCUGCCGUGCGCCACCUACACGCUCCACGUGUCCGUCUACCUAACGCUGAUUGAAUGGGCGGAAAUCAGCCUCGUCCAGGCGGUGCUGUUCAUGGUCAGCCUCAUACCGAACAUAGCACACGUGAACAACUUUUACGCCCUGCUGUUUGUGCAGCGAUUGACGCUCGGGGAAAUCAACGACACGCUCGCCGACCUGUGGACCAUCUGCAUACGGCCCGGUGCGAACGAAUUGCUUCCGCCGUCCCGCCGGCUGCAACUGCACCUGCAGCAGUACCAGCAGUAUGCCGGCAGUGUGCAGAAGAUACUGCCCUACUACUCCCUGUCGAUGGCGCUGUACUUGUUAAUUUUGUUCCAAGAGCUCAUGUCGAAGUUCUUCUAUCAAUUUACCCACUUUUACACCCUCUCGCUGGGGAAUCCAAGCCCGCACAUACUCGAAGCAAUGGGUACGAUGAUGAUUCUAGUGUACGGCAUGUAUACGGCACAGCUGAUUGCCGUGUGUUAUGCAAUUUCGGAAAAGAGUCAAAAGAUCAAAUCGACCGUUCAUCGCCUAUCGUUGAUUCCCGGGCAGGAUAGAUACUUCCACGCGACUCUCAACACUUUCCUGCUGUCGCUUAACCACUCGAUGCUGAAAAUAAACAUUGCCGGCAUGUUUACGAUGGACUUUGAGCUGCUCACGGGGAUGUUGGCAGCCAUCUCUAACUUUGUGGUACUGCUGAUGCAGUUUCACAUCGACUACAGCAAGAGCAAGAUAUCAUAUUGGCAUGGGAGUAACUCAUCGAAACCGUUCGCUGCUAGGAGUUGA